GGAUGUGGACCAGGUCGACGACCUGAUGGCAGACAUACAGGAACAGCAGGACAUUGCACAGGAGAUCUCUGAUGCCAUCUCCAAACCUGUAGGCUUUGGGGAGGAUGUUGAUGAGGAUGACCUGAUGGCAGAGCUAGAGGAGCUGGAACAGGAGGAGCUGGAUGAGAAACUCCUGGACAUCAACGCACCAUCAGAAGAACUACCCUCCGUGCCUGGUCACAAGAUCCCUGCAGCACAAGCAGCAGUUGCUGAUGACGAUGAUGAGAUGAAAGAGCUGGCUGCCUGGGCCUCAUGAGCACCUACAAACAUACCCCUGCCCCAUGUCACAGCCUGCAGGAAGUGUCGAGGAAAGUUGAUUCCAGAAACUCUACUGGUCUUAGGUUAAGGUUACGCGUACAGUAAAUUACUAAAGCAAGAUCAUUGUGAAGAAGAUUUAAUGAUACCUAAAACGUACAACUUGAGUUGUUGAAAACUCAAGAUAUCUCUUGUCCUGGUAUCUUAUUCGUUGUUGAUAGAAGAAUCUAGAAUGAGCUGUACUUACUAUUGUGGGGAAUUUUUUACGACUCUUCUGACGUCUAUGGUAAUACUGUCAUCGUAUCAUGGACUUGGGCUGUACUACCCUCAACAUUGUCUUUCUUGUUUAACAAAUGGAUUUGGCUUGAACAGGUACCGGUCCAGUUUCUUACAUCAACUCCUCUUCCCUACUGUCAUGUUAAUCUAAAUGAACUGUACAAUAUCAAACUCCAACAUGGAAAUCAUCGACAUCAAAUUGCCUUCAACCUUGAGUGUUUGUUUUCAGGUAAGCCACCAGCGUAAUGAGAUACAUGUAUAAUUUUUUAAUCUCUCACUGCAUCGAGGCCUUUUUCUUCUAUGUAUCAGUAUCUUUUCAUUCAUUGUGAUUCGUGGUGGUAGGCACUGUAAAUAUGAUAUGAUACUAGUAAGUGGACACUGUUUAGAAGUAUUGGUGCCAGGCCUUUAUCUUCUAUACUUUACAUUGAAUAAUGCAUUGACCUGAAUGGGUAGGGGUUAGACAGAAUGUUGGGCUCAUGUCAUCCACUGAAAACAGUAUGUAUUAUUAAUAUUACGCACUGCAUUUCUAUCAGAUUUAUAUUAAACUGUCUUUCUUACAACAUAGGUAUCACCAUGUUGGUUUUGGUUACUUCUGGACUUCAUUAUGCAAGGAAUGGUGUAGAUAAGUUUGAUGAACACAGCAUAUAGAAUAUGUAUGUACAUGUAGAUGUGUGAAUUUCGUAUGGUAGAUUUAGACGUGUAAUUACAUGCAGCUUCCUCUGUUAUCUACAUAGGCGGUAGGCCAUCGAGUUUUUGUUGAAAUCAGUAUUAGUUUGCUGUAAUAAAAAUCAGACUCCACGGAAAGAUUCCCGAGAAUCGUACACUUACACACUCUGGUAAGCGAUUUCGACAAAAACUCGAUGGCCUAUCGCCCAUGUUAUCUAUUGACUUUUUGGUGUUUUUGAUAGUGGUAUAAUAUUGAAUAUGAUAGAUGAGUAUGAUACAAAAAUUACAACAAAGAAUUUGUAAAGGCUGAAUCAAAGAUCAUUACAUGUAUGUACAUUUUGUAGACAAUGCUUUUCUGGAAAUACAUCAAAAUGUUGACUUGCGUGGCUGUAACUAUGAUUGUACACAAUGUACAAAUUGCCACUGAAGGUGGGCAUUCAUUACCUGCCAGGUUGUAAGUACUGGUCAAACUUUUAUGUCAUGAUGUUUAAACUAGAUUCUACACUGUCACACAGUUUGCCAACUGUACAAAGGAAAACGUGGUUCUCGAGACACAGCCUACAAGGCGUUAACCUGGCCAAAGUUUCAGUAACUACACAGCUGCCACUUACCUUCCUCUGUCUGUACAGAGUUGGAAUGGCUAUCAUUUUGCAGUUGAGGCUGCGUAUAUGAAUAUGUCAAACCUCGGAACAAUUAACCUAUUUUUUAGUUUCCUCUUUUAGAGAUGGACUUAUCAUAAGACAUUAGCUUUCAAAUAAAAAAAUCGGAAGGUUGACAGAAGUUGCUAUUUUAUGACAAUGAAUAAACAAAUUUAGGCACAAAAAAGUCUAUCAAAAGGCAACAGGCCUGUGCCAAACAUUAGAGCAAAAGGAAACAUUACUUGAACUCAAGUAUACUGAAUCUGAUGUUUGAGUACUAGACUGGGAAGAUGUAGACAAGAAUAACAGGUUGUCCUUUAUCAGUGUAAAAUCUUGACAAUGGGGCUGCAGCUGUACUACUGAGUUAUUGGCAUAAGUGUCAUGCAUGAGAUUUUGUUUUACGUUUGAAGACCUCAUACUUGUGCUCGAAACAGGAGAUGUAAAUACUGAUCACUGUAUGUUUUAAAGUACUAAGACUACUUUCAUUGAACAUUCUUCUUUUCUUUGCUGGUAGCAAUAAAAGUAUUACCUGGUAUUUGG
This is a messenger RNA of Branchiostoma floridae (Florida lancelet), 2414 nucleotides long. Its product is annotated as charged multivesicular body protein 4c-like. The record is from RefSeq and is a predicted model, not a curated record. NCBI's taxonomy places the organism in Eukaryota, Metazoa, Chordata, Leptocardii, Amphioxiformes, Branchiostomatidae. Gene Ontology annotation, biological process: late endosome to vacuole transport via multivesicular body sorting pathway; vesicle budding from membrane. Gene Ontology annotation, cellular component: multivesicular body; ESCRT III complex; cytoplasmic side of plasma membrane.